AUGCCGUCCUCCAUGGCAUCCUCGAUGUCGUCCUCGAUGUCGUCCUCGAUGUCCUCUUCCAUGACCUCCAAUGCGACUCGUCGCGUAUCGCAUCCGCCUUCCCCCGCGACCAACAUCCUCCUUUUCCUCAUCGCCUUUCGCCUCCUCAAUGCCUUCGUCGUCCGUACCUUUUUCCAGCCCGAUGAAUUUUUCCAGUCGCUGGAACCUGCCUGGCAGAUUGCCUUUGGCCAUGGCGAAGGCAAAGAACGGGGCGCUUGGGUGACAUGGGAAUGGGACCACCGGCUCCGGUCCUCUCUACAUCCCCUCCUCUUCGCCGCCAUCUACAAAGUCGCCGACCUCCUCGCGUCCGCUCUCAGCCUCCCUGCGGCGGCGCGCGCGGACCUCCUUAUCGCCGGCCCCAAGACAGCGCAGGCCGUUGUGUCGGCAAUUGGCGACUUCUACACGUGGAAACUUGCGACUCGUAUCUACGGCACUGACUCUCGCGGCGCUUGGACUGCGUUGAUCGUCGCCGUACUCAAUCCCUGGCAAUUCUUUUGCUCGACGCGGACCUUGUCAAAUUGCUUGGAAACGACUGUCACGAUUGUCGCGUUAGACCUGUGGCCAUGGAAAUGGUCAGCGGGCGCAGUAUCCGACGAUGACCUUAGCAAGAGUGCCACCGAGAGGGGCAGGGCCGAAGAUCAAAAGCUUCUCUGGAGUCUACGCCAAUGCCUGUGCCUGGCAGCCUUCGCCUGUAUCCUCCGGCCAACCAACAUCUUGAUAUGGGCCACCCUGGCCAGCGUCGCUUGGCUUCGGAUAUUCUGGUUGCAGCGCAAGGUCCUUGUACGCGAGGUCCUGCUUUGCGGAUCGACGGUUCUCGCAGUGACGGCCGUUGCAGACCGCCUCUUCUAUGGCGUUUGGACGUUUCCUCCGCUGCGGUUUCUGUACUUCAAUCUUGCACAAUCGCUGGCAGUCUUCUAUGGCCGGAAUCGAUGGGACUAUUAUGCAACUGAGGGCUAUCCACUUUUACUCACCACUGCGCUGCCCUUCGCCCUCGUCGGUCUCUACCGCACCUUGAAGAUUCGAGCCUACUCACCCGCCGACCAAGUGCAGACAACGAUACGGGUACAACUGGCGACAGUAUGUCUUGUGAUGCCAUUCGUCCUGUCUCUGAUCUCGCACAAGGAAGUACGCUUCAUUUAUCCUUUGCUACCAUCGCUGCACAUCCUCGCCGCGCCACCUCUUGUCCAGUACUUUUACCCAGCCGUAUACUCACGGUCGUCUCGUCACACCCCCCAGAGACUUAUUCUUAUCUUCAUCGUACUGGUCAACGUGGUUAUUGCUCUAUACACGACUCUAUACCAUGCUUCGGGGACUCUCGACGUCCUCACUUACCUCCGCAAUCAACACGACCGGCAUGCUACGGACGGACAAGACACACCUUACAGCCACUUGGUUGGCACAAUACCUGACCCGGGGAUCACAGCAGGCUUCUUAAUGCCUUGCCACAGCACACCUUGGCGCUCACACUUGGUAUACCCCUCCAUCAACGCAUGGGCACUCUCUUGUGAACCCCCUGUGGAUUUUGAUGAAGAGGAAAAGGCCGUCUAUCGUGACGAAGCCGAUCAAUUCUAUGAUGACCCAAGCCAAUUCCUGCGCCGAAACAUGGUCGGUGGUCUUCACCGUAUUCCCCGACGACCCAGCUAUAUCACGGGAUUCCAGUCUCUUUCGACCACCAGCCCGAAUCAACAUCAGUGGCCAGAUUACCUGAUCUUCUUCGCGCAGCUCGAGCCGACCCUCCACAACCUCCUACGCGCCUCAGCAUACGGCGAAUGCUGGCGCACCUACAACACACGUUGGCAUGACGACUGGCGCCGACGCGGAGACGUCGUUGUCUGGUGUCUCGAUGCACGCGAGCAAGAAGCAUGGCGCUCCGAGAAACAGCGGCAAGAGAAGGAAAGUCGAGACUACCAGUUCGACCGGAUCGUCGAGGCGAUCAAGGAACAGGCCCGCGGCCCUCAAAAGCGCAGCUGGCAGUCCUUCGUCCCAUCCCUGCCUUGGUCUUCGUCGUCCUCGUCGUUUGCAUCCUGGCAACGCUCGCUGAAGUCACUUUUCUCUCCCCCGACUUCGAGGACAUGGCCUUGGAGUACUCGGUCUCGUAUGGACACUUUCCUGGCCAGGUUCCGUAAGCCGAAUCCCACUGUUAAAAAGUGGAUACCUUCGUUACCCUCGUGGUCUUCUCUGCCACUACCUUCAUGGCCGACCUGGCCCUCAGUCUUGGGAGGUGAGUCGAAGAAGAACAAGCGCAUGCCUACCCAUGACUUAUGGUCUUGA
This is a messenger RNA of Penicillium cinerascens, 2310 nucleotides long. RefSeq names its product putative glycosylphosphatidylinositol-alpha 1,2 mannosyltransferase (gene gpi10). Gene Ontology annotation, cellular component: endoplasmic reticulum membrane. Gene Ontology annotation, molecular function: alpha-1,2-mannosyltransferase activity. Gene Ontology annotation, biological process: GPI anchor biosynthetic process. The transcript has 5 exons. Bases 1 to 2310 code for a protein of 769 amino acids. NCBI's taxonomy places the organism in Eukaryota, Fungi, Ascomycota, Eurotiomycetes, Eurotiales, Aspergillaceae. The record is from RefSeq and is a predicted model, not a curated record.